Dermacentor silvarum is the source of this 1182-nucleotide messenger RNA. RefSeq lists its product as uncharacterized. Lineage: Eukaryota; Metazoa; Arthropoda; Arachnida; Ixodida; Ixodidae. Bases 1 to 1182 code for a protein of 393 amino acids. The transcript has a single exon. The record is from RefSeq and is a predicted model, not a curated record.
AUGAGCUCCCAAGGCGCAGGUAUAGCCGCCCCCCGAGGCGGCGGUAAGAGGUCAACCGAGAUGUUCAGCCAGGACUACCAAAUUGUUUUGCCGACUUUGCCCUCAGGUUCGACUGUGAAGGACACUGUGUUUUUACACGCCGAUUUGAAAGCCAGGCUGUAUAGGGUCGAAUAUUUUAGAGAUGCACUCGAGCAACUUUCGCUACUGCCGGAAGUGGUCGCACUAGGUGCUUAUCAAAUGAAUCAUGUCUGGGCCGUGACUUUCUGUGACAACGAAGAAAAGGAAAAGAUGCUGGCAGCUGGAAACUUCACUGUGAAAGACCGACGCUGCGUUGUAGUCGAUCCGUGCAACCAGGCGCUAAGGAUAAAGCUGCACUGGCUUUUGCAUGGUGUUCCCGAUGAAGACGUGCGCACUGCAUUGGCUCCAUUCGGCAAAGUCCUGGAAGUCACCAGAGAUAAGUGGCGUGUUCAAGGCUGUAACGAGAAGAAUACUACAACAAGGUCAGUGACCUUACAACUCAAGGUGGGCGUGACUACGGAGGAUUUGCCGCAUCAACUGCGAGUUGCGGAAGGCCUGGCGCUUGUCUCUGUUCCGGGCAGAGCACCCCUCUGCCUCGGGUGUUACGGCAUCAGACACAUGCGACGCGACUGUCGUGUCCCACGCUGUGGCCAUUGUCGCCGCUAUGGCCACGAUCAGACCAUGUGCGUGCGAUCUUAUGCAUCAGUAGCUGGACCACCACGAAGUUAUGAUACGUCAGAACAUAUUAUGGACCUGAAUGACGCCAAGGAAGCUACACGGGAAGAUAAGCACGAAGACUCCGCUGUGGCAACUGUUGAGACAAAGCCACCAGGAAAGAAAGAUACGAACACGAAGGACACCAACGAAGACGAGCGCUGGCGAGUGGAUGGUGUCUCCGACAAGGGCUCGACGACUCGAGCAGUGCUACUGCAGCUGAAGACUGGGUUGAAGGUGGACGACUUGCCCCACCAGAUCCGCGUCGCCGGGGAACUGUGGUCACCCCAGGUCGCCCUAUGCAGUGUCUCCGCUGCAAGGGUUCUGGCCACGUUAGACGAGAAUGUAAGGUUCCCCGUCGCUCCCGGUGCAGGCUUUUCGGCCACGUCGACGCGGACUGUGCACGCUCUUACGCAGCAGCCGCGGGUUCGGCGGAGAACGAGCCCUUGA